AUUAAUGUCUUCGAGUUUCCCACUAAGCAAAGCUAGAGAGAGACUGAAAGUAGUUCUGUUUGGCUUCAAGACUCUCGAAACCCUUCCUUCCUAUAUAUACAAGCUUCAAGAGUGGACAAGAGUGGUAGUCUCUCUCUCUCUCUCUCUCUCUCAAGGGUGGUGCUGGCGGCUGCUCAGCUUUUGAUCUGUCUUGUGCACGCGAGGAUAUGGGUACACAGAUUAAUUUGGUAAGCAUGUGUAGCCCACAAGCACAACAUGUACCAGCAGCUGAAAUCCAAUUUAUGGCUGGCGCUCCAACAACAGGACUAGGCAUUCAGUCUCCACCAAAUUGUGUGAUCCACAUACCUUCGCCUCAACCUAAGACACCUUCACUCCAUCUACUACAGGAAAACAAUGGAGAAGCAAGAGAAAAGUAUCUUAGGUUAUGUGUGCCCCUCCAUAAAGCUGCUCUAAGAGGCGAUUGGAAAACUGCUAAAAGCAUUCUUAGAAAGGAUAAGAAACUUUUAACUGCUAGCAUAACAAAGGGAUGGGAAACUGCCCUUCACAUUGCCGCAGGAGCAAGACAUGUUCACUUUGUGAAGGAACUGGUCCAAAUAAUGGAUGCAGAAGACUUGGCACUGCAAGACAAUAAACAAAAUACUGCAUUGAGUUUUGCCGCUGCAGCUGGAACGGUAGAAAUUGCUGACAUUAUGAUACGAAAAAAUAUAUUUUUGCCAACAAUCCGAGGGGGUGAAGGAAUGACGCCAAUAUAUAUGGCUGCUUUGUUGGGACAGUCUGAAAUGGUGGAGUACCUGUACCCUAAAACUUAUGAAAUAUUUGACGAAAGGGACCGCAAUGCGCUGUUUUUUACUUGUGUCGAUACAGGUCUCUAUGAUUUAGCCAUGAAGAUGUUAGGAAAUUAUACAGCAUUAGCUACGGUUCGUAAUGGGGAAAAUGAAACAGCCUUGCAUGUCUUGGCUCGAAGGCCUUCAGAAUUUGCUAGCCAAAGUUCAGGAUUGUGGAGUAGAAUCACCAAUUCAUUUUUGAAGUUUGCAUACAAGGGAAACUCGAAGCAAACCAAAGCCCUUCAACUAGUUCAACAGCUUUGGGAAGAAAUCUUAAAACUUGACGACCAAGUGGUCAUGAGCUUGAUAAAAUAUCCUUCACAACUACUAUUUGACGCUACAAGAUUAGGAAAUUUUGAAUUCCUGGCUGCACUUUUAAGCACUUAUCCUGAUUUAUUUUGGGAACUCGACGAAAAAAAACGAAGUAUAAUCCAUGUUGCAGUUUUGCAUCGUCAUGCAAGUAUCUUCAAUCUAGUGCAUGAGAUCGGCUUUUUCAAGGACUUCAUAACGGCAAUGAGUGAUGAUGAUGAUAACAACAUAUUACAUCUGGCUGCAAAAUUAGCACCUCAAAAUCAACUCAAACUUGUGUCAGGAGCAGCUCUUCAAAUGCAGCGAGAGUUAGUAUGGUUUGAGGAAGUUAAAAAGAUUGUGCAAGCUCUCUCUACAGAGAUGAAAAACAAGAAUGGCAAAACACCGAGAGAAUUAUUCACCAGUGAACAUAAGGGGUUAUUGCAUAAGGGAGAAUCAUGGAUGAAGAACACUGCAAAAUCGUGCAUGCUUGUCGCAACCAUUAUUGCCACUGUCGUGUUUUCAGCUGCAUUUAGCAUGCCAGGCGGUAUAGCUGAUAAAACAGGAGCACCAAAUUUCGUAAAAGAGACAGCAUUUCUAAUCUUUGCAAUAUCAGAUGGAGUAGCCCUCUUUUCCUCUUCAACUUCCAUGCUGAUGUUCUUGUACAUCCUCACCUCGCGGUAUGCAGAAAACGAUUUUCUCAAAUCCUUACCGUUGAAGUUAAUGGUAGGACUCGCAUCACUCUUCAUCUCCAUGACAUCCAUGAUGAUAGCCUUCAGCACAGCCUUCUAUUUAUCUUGUCACUACGGAUUAGGUUUCGUCUCAGAUUUUAUAUUUAUAUUUGCAUUUGUUCCAGUUGUCAUGUUCCUUUUUUUGCAAUAUCCACUCUUGUCCGAUAUGUUCUUGUCGACAUAUUGUUCCAGUCUUAUAUUUCAGCCAAGAAAACAUAUGAUCCAAUAGAAAGUCACGGCCUCAUUAAUAUGAACGCUCUAACUGAAACCUUCCGUACACAAUCAUGUAUAUGUUUGUAUAUUCCAGCUUAGUUUUGUAAUAAAAUAAUAGUGAUCAUCAA
This is a messenger RNA of Prunus mume (Japanese apricot), 2184 nucleotides long. RefSeq lists its product as uncharacterized. Gene Ontology annotation, cellular component: membrane. The record is from RefSeq and is a predicted model, not a curated record. Gene Ontology annotation, molecular function: protein binding. NCBI's taxonomy places the organism in Eukaryota, Viridiplantae, Streptophyta, Magnoliopsida, Rosales, Rosaceae.